AUGUCGCCGGUAAAGAGAAUCAGGAUUCAACCAAGUGGAAGUGCAAAUAGGAAGAGAAGGAAAAGACAAGAUGAAUCGGUAAAUUCUCAAAGAAAUGAUAUGCUAAAGUAUGUGACAAGAACUAAAAGAUCUGAAACUGUUGGGGCUGAGAUGAACGAGGAAGAUGAAGAACUUCCUAUUGAAGAAGAUGAAGAACUUGUUACUGAUAAUGCAGAUGCAAAAAGUGCAGAAGGAUUCGUUGGAGAUGAUGCAAAUGGAAGGACCGAGAGUACAGAAUUUGAAGAUAAAGACGGGGAAGAGAAUGAAGAAGUUGAUGGUACUAAGCAUUUUUAUGAGAAUGUGGAUAUGGAUGAUCCUGGAAAUUGGGGAGAAAUUGACCAGAAAAUGAGAGAUUUUUUGGUAGAGAAAGGUCCACCCACAAGACAACCAGCGGGUUAUCCUUAUCCGAGAGAUGGUAUUAGAUGUUUCACUCAUUCUUGGUAUACAAGAAAUGAAGAAGUUGAUGGUACUAAGCAUUUUUAUGAGAAUGUGGAUAUGGAUGAUCCUGGAAAUUGGGGAGAAAUUGACCAGAAAAUGAGAGAUUUUUUGGUAGAGAAAGGUCCACCCACAAGACAACCAGCGGGUUAUCCUUAUCCGAGAGAUGGUAUUAGAUGUUUCACUCAUUCUUGGUAUACAAGAAAAAUGAGCAAUGGAGAGAAGCAAGACAGAAGAUGGUUAGUUUAUUCAAAGUCUAAAGACAAGAUCUUUUGUUUUUGCUGCAAACUAUUCACUCAAGAAACAAAUCCUCCUAUUUUGGUAACUACUGGGUAUGGUGAUUGGAGAAAUGCUUCACAUAGGCUGAAUAGACAUGAAACUACUCAUCCUCAUAUGGUUUGCAUGUCUCGCUGGGUUGAGCUAGAGUUAAGGCUGACAAACAAAGAGACUAUUGAUAAACCUUUGCAGGAGGCUAUUAACAAGGAGAGGAAGCAUUGGAGAGAUGUGAUGUUGAGGAUAAUUUCAGUGGUGAAGACUCUAGCAGAAAGAAAUUUGGCAUUUCGUGGAGGAAAGGAAAAGGUUGAAGAUCUGGACAGUGGGAAUUUUGGGGCUUUUAUUAGGAUGAUCGGAGGGUUUGAUGAAGUAAUGAAGGAACACAUUCGGCGGUUUAAUAACCGUAAAAGUCGGUACCAUUAUUUCAGCCAUAAGAUUCAGAAUGAGUUGAUAGGAUUGCUUGCUGAUGAGAUUAAGAUGGAGAUCUUAAAGAAGAUCGAAGAUGCAAAGUAUUUUUCAGUCAUCUUGGAUUCAACUCCGGAUAUUAGUCGUAAGGAGCAAAUGACCUUUCUAAUUCGAUGUGUGGAUAUUUCUACGGAUUCACCUAAGGUUGAGGAGUUCUUUUUGUCAUUUUUGGAUAUCAAAGACAAGACAGGAGAAGGAAUGUUUAAUACUCUUCAAGACAUUGAUGAUGUAAGAGGACAAGGUUACGACAAUGGACAGAAUAUGAAAGGAAGAAAGAAAGGAGUUCAGAAAAGAUUGCUUGAUAUAAACCCAAGGGCAUUUUAUACUCCAUGUGGAUGUCAUAGUCUCAAUCUUGCUCUUUCUGAUAUGGCUUCCUCAUCUAAGAAAGCUCUUUCAUUUUUUGGUAUUGUGCAGCGCAUAUACGUCUUGUUUGCAGCUUCAACCAACAACUGGGAAGUCUACAGAGAGAAGGUGAACGGUAUAACACUUAAACCAUUGGCACCAACUCGUUGGGAAAGUCGCAUUGAUAGUGUUAAACCAAUAAGAUUUCAAGCUGCAAAGAUAAGAGAGGCUUUAUUUUACUUGGCACAAUAUAGUGAUAAUCCAGGACAUCGUAGUGAGGCUGAGUCUCUUGCAGAAAGUGAAACACAUGGAAUUGGAGGGUUUGAAUUCUUGUUUGGAAUGGUAAUAUGGUAUGAUUUGCUUCAUGCUGUCAAUAUUGUGAGCAAAACCUUACAAUCAGAGGAUAUGGAUCUUGAGGUUGCUAGUAUUCAGUUAAGAGGGCUUGUUGAUUUUCUGAAAAUCUAUAGGGAAACAGGUUUUGAGAGAGCAAAAGCUGAAGCUAUGCAAAUUGCCAUUGAUAUGGAGAUUGAACCAACAUUUUCUACAAAACCAAAGCGCUUGAUUCAAAAAAAGAAGCAUUACGGUGAAGAAUCUGAAGAUGCUGAGAAAGUUGAUGAAAGUAACUCGUUAAAUGCGGAGGAGCGUUUUAGGAUUGAUUAUUUUAUCAACAUAGUGGAUCAAGCAAUAGUGUCUCUUGGGAUAAGAUUUGAGCAAUUUGGAGAGUAUGAGGCAAUUUUUGGAUUUCUGUUUGGUUUGAAGAAACUAAAGUCAGCAAAAGAUGAUGAGUUGAUGGAAUCUUGUAUGAAGCUCGAAGCUUCUCUAGAGAAAGAUGGGGUUUCUGAUGUAGAUGGAAAACAUCUAUUCAUGGAGUUGCAGUUUUUAAGAGGAACGAUCCCAAAAGAGAUAACAAGGGCGACUGAGAUGUUGGAAUUUUUGAAAAGAAUGAAUGGGUGUUAUCCUAACACAUGGAUUGCUUAUCGCAUUUUACUAACAAUUCCGAUUUCAGUUGCUUGUGCAGAAAGAAGUUUUUCCAAGUUGAAGCUCAUAAAGAAUUAUUUGCGUUCGACUAUGUCUCAGGAGCGGUUGAAUGGUUUGUCAAUGAUAUCAAUAGAACAAGAUUUGGCAGAGAAGCUUGAUUAUUCAAAGUUGACGGAUGAUUUUGCGAGCAAGAAAGCAAGGAGAGUUAAGUUUAUUAAGAAAUGA
Messenger RNA from Microthlaspi erraticum, 2757 nucleotides. The record is from the annotation of a GenBank genome assembly. NCBI's taxonomy places the organism in Eukaryota, Viridiplantae, Streptophyta, Magnoliopsida, Brassicales, Brassicaceae.